Mya arenaria is the source of this 294-nucleotide messenger RNA. RefSeq names its product glycine-rich protein 3-like. The transcript has a single exon. NCBI's taxonomy places the organism in Eukaryota, Metazoa, Mollusca, Bivalvia, Myida, Myidae. Bases 1 to 294 code for a protein of 97 amino acids. The record is from RefSeq and is a predicted model, not a curated record.
AUGACGGUUCUUGCAAUUCUCGCUCGGUUUUGUGCCAUCGUUGCAUGCCAAGCCUAUCCAAAAAAGGGAUAUGGAGGUGACUAUGACGAUGGCUAUAAAGGUGACUAUGACGAUGGCUAUGGAGGUGGCUAUAAAGGUGGCUAUGUAGGAGGCUAUAAAGGUGGUUAUGACGAUGGCUAUGCAGGCGGCGAUGACGGCUACGAUGGCAGAAAAUAUAAUGAAUAUAACAAAGGGUACGGAGGAAGGUAUGGCGGCGGCUACGGCGGAGGCUACAGAGGUGGCAUGGACGGUUAA